AUGUGUUGCUCUGAUUUCCUAUAUGAGGCCCUCCAUGGACCACCCAAGAAAAUCUUGGUAGAAGGUGCAAACGCAGCAUUGUUAGAUAUUGAUUUUGGAACAUACCCUCUUGUGACCUCUUCAAACUGCACUGUUGGAGGUGUUUGUACAGGUUUGGGUAUGCCCCCUCAAAAUGUUGGAGAAGUAUAUGGAGUUGUAAAAGCUUAUACCACUAGAGUUGGUAUUGGUGCCUUCCCCACAGAGCAAGACAAUGAAAUUGGAGAAUUAUUACAAACAAGGGGUAGAGAAUUUGGAGUAACUACUGGGAGGAAAAGAAGAUGUGGCUGGUUGGACCUUGUGUUACUCAAAUAUGCUUAUAUGAUCAAUGGAUUUACAUUGGUCCUUACCAAGUUGGAUAUUUUGGAUAUGUUUACAGAAAUCAAAGUUGGUGUUGCUUACAAAUGAGAUUGGUAAAUCAUACCUCAUUUCCCAGCAAACCAAAAAGUCUUAAAUAAAGUGGAAGUUCAGUAUAAGUCUUUCCCGGGAUGGAAGACAGACAUAUCUAAUGCAAGGACAUUUAAGGAGCUACCUGGCAAUGGUUAA
Molecule: messenger RNA, 582 nt
Organism: Peromyscus eremicus (cactus mouse)
Lineage: Eukaryota; Metazoa; Chordata; Mammalia; Rodentia; Cricetidae
Product: adenylosuccinate synthetase isozyme 2-like
Exons: 1
Biological process (GO): IMP metabolic process; 'de novo' AMP biosynthetic process
Cellular component (GO): cytoplasm
Molecular function (GO): nucleotide binding; adenylosuccinate synthase activity
Source: RefSeq, a predicted model, not a curated record